AUGAGUGACAAAGAAGAAGUCCCAACAAGUACAAAAGACGUAUCUCAAAAGGAGAAACCAGACGAUGAGCCGGAAGUGGUGAAAUUCUCCCCCGAGGAGGAAGCAGCUCUCCUCAAAGAAUCUCACGCCAUCAAGGCCGACGCCAACUCUCUCUUCGCCUCCAAAGACUACCACAAUGCCCUCUCCAGAUACGACGAUGCCAUUGCCUCAUGUCCCAACUACCUCCACUAUGAGCGUGCCGUCAUCCAGAGCAACAUUGCCGCAUGCCAUUUGAAAGUUGAGCAAUGGAAGGAAGCCAUAAAGGCCGCAUCAGACGCCAUCGACGGCUUAGCAAAGCUGGAAAGCGAGUCAAGUCCAAAUGACCCCAAAACCGACCCCGAAGAGGACAAACCAGAAAAUCAAGAUACCAAAGCCGCUGAAAAAGAAGACGACGAUGUGGAAGAAGAGAUUGUCAGCUCUGGCGCAGCUCGUUCCGCACCCGCUCCCGCCCCUGAACCAACACCAGAGCAAGUAGCCCAAGAGAAUCGCAAAGCAGACAUCCUCCGAAUCCGCACCAAAGCACUACUUCGGCGUGCGCGCGCCCGUUCAGAGGCUGGCGGCUGGUCGAACCUCGCUGGCGCGGAAGAGGACUACCGCGCGCUCUCGCAAAUGCCUGGCUUGACACCGGCUGAUCAGCGCACCGUUCGUACACAGCUCAAGGCCUUGCCGCCGCGAACGAAGGCCGCUCAGGAGGCUGAGAUGUCGGAGAUGUGGGGGAAGUUGAAGAGUCUUGGCGAUGGUAUCCUUAAGCCUUUUGGGUUGAGCACUAAUAAUUUCCAGAUGGUCAAGGAUGAAAAGACUGGAGGGUAUAGCAUGAAUUUCUCACAGGGCGGCUCAUCGUCAUGA
Messenger RNA from Trichoderma breve, 885 nucleotides. RefSeq lists its product as uncharacterized. Gene Ontology annotation, molecular function: protein binding. The record is from RefSeq and is a predicted model, not a curated record. The transcript has 2 exons. Bases 1 to 885 code for a protein of 294 amino acids. Lineage: Eukaryota; Fungi; Ascomycota; Sordariomycetes; Hypocreales; Hypocreaceae.